CCGCUGCUUUCCCAUUCCAAUCGGCAAGGCGCAACAUGGCGGACUAGGAGAGGCGGCACGACAGCGCCCGGAUACAGCGAGUAAAACGCGGGAUACAGGCACCCGGCGUUGUGGAGAGCACAAAAACGCAUCCCGGUGGAAAAGAAGAGGAAGCAGGGCGAAAAACAGGACACUUUAUGGCUUGUUUGGACAUGUAAUUUUGAGCUAGGUUCCGAGCGGGCCGCAUACAGCACAACCUCGGCACUCGGGGUGAGGAGGAGUCCGGGGCCGGGACAGUGAGUGCUGGAUACCAACUUCACAAACACAUAAUAGCGGUGUACAGUGUGAGAAAACGGGCGCUGAGGCAGUCACUGUGCGAAUGAGUGAGUGAUGCAGAGCUCUUUUUUGCAGGGCAGUAUGGGUCUGUGUCCCCUGCUCCUGUUGUGUACCUUGGCCACUGCUUGGGCCCAGGAAUCAGAUGUGCUCUCAGAUCAGAGUCAGAUUGUGACACCCAAACCUUUAACUCCACCUCCUCCCACAGCACACAAUCUUACUCAAGACCCCGCCCCUUUGUCGACAACCCCACCCACCAAACAGCCUGUCAUCAUUAACACCACAAAAGUAACAGCAGAGAUGCCAUCUCCAGGAGUCCCCAUGCCCCCUCGUACCCCUGCUCCAGUUCUGCCUCCUGACACCAGUGCUCCGCCCCCUGAGCCUACCACUGUGAGAGGAGGAGGGACGGAGGACAAAAUCUUAACUGUUCCUCCCGUAACCCUGCCUGUUCCUUCCUCAACUGAGGGCUCUUUUAAUACGACACUUUCCACCAAAAUUGAUCCUGGUUCUUAUAAUAACACAACUCCAAACGUGAGCUUUUCUCCUACUGUUGAACCCAGCAUAACCUCUAACCUGCCUGAAAUCAGCACCACGCCAUACGUCAGCAUUCCUCCAGGUGGAGGUGGUGAAGACACAGCGAUAAUUGCAGUGACGGUGGCCUUAUCAUCUCUGCUGGUCAUCAUCUUCAUCAUCAUCGUCCUCUACAUGCUCAGGUUUAAGAAGUACAAGCAGGCAGGAAGUCACUCAAACUCUUUCAGACUGACCAAUGGCAGGACAGACGACACAGAGCUUCAGAGCGUGCCGCUAUUGGCUCGCUCGCCCAGCACAAAUAGGAAGUACCCGCCUCUUCCAGUGGACAAGCUUGAGGAGGAAAUGAACCGUCGCAUGGCUGAUGACAAUAAACUGUUCCGGGAAGAAUUCAAUGCGUUGCCAGUUUGCCCCAUCCAAGCCUCAUGUGAUGCCGCCUCCAAAGAGGAGAACAAGGAAAAGAACCGCUAUGUCAACAUUCUGCCUUAUGAUCACUCCAGGGUACAUCUCUCCUCGCUAGAGGGCGUCCCAGACUCAGAUUUCAUUAACGCCUCUUACAUUAACGGCUAUCAGGAGAAGAACAAAUUUAUAGCUGCCCAAGGGCCAAAAGAGGAGACUGUGAACGAUUUUUGGAGAAUGAUCUGGGAACAGAACACUGCCACCAUUGUUAUGGUGACCAACCUUAAGGAGAGAAAGGAGUGUAAGUGUGCUCAGUACUGGCCGGAUCAGGGCUGCUGGACAUAUGGGAACAUCCGUGUUUCUGUAGAGGACAUGACCGUGCUGGUGGACUACACCGUACGCAAGUUCUGUAUUCAGCAGGUUGGGGACGUAUCAGGGAAGAAGCCCCAGAGACUGGUGACUCAGUUCCAUUUUACCAGCUGGCCAGAUUUCGGUGUGCCCUUUACCCCCAUCGGAAUGCUUAAGUUCCUUAAAAAGGUUAAAACAUGCAACCCACAAUAUGCUGGGCCCAUUGUGGUGCACUGCAGUGCUGGUGUCGGGAGGACAGGGACCUUCAUCGUAAUCGAUGCAAUGUUGGACAUGAUGGCUGCCGAGAGGAAGGUGGAUGUGUUCGGCUUUGUCACCAGGAUCCGAGCCCAGCGCUGCCAGAUGGUCCAGACCGAUAUGCAGUACGUAUUUAUUUUCCAGGCUCUGUUGGAACACUACCUGUAUGGAGACACAGAGCUGGAGGUUACCUCUCUAGAGUCUCACCUGGUAAAACUCUAUGCUCCUUUACCUGGAGCCGGCUGUGGUGGGCUGGAGGCGGAGUUUAAGAAACUCACAUCUAUAAAGAUCCAGAAUGAUAAAAUGAGAACGGGGAACCUUCCCGCCAACAUGAAGAAGAACCGUGUGCUUCAGAUCAUUCCAUAUGAGUUUAAUCGAGUGAUCAUUCCUGUAAAGCGCGGUGAGGAGAAUACAGACUAUGUCAAUUCUUCCUUUAUUGACGGCUACAGGCAAAAGGACUCGUACAUGGCGAGCCAGGGCCCACUGCAGCACACCAUCGAGGACUUCUGGAGGAUGAUCUGGGAGUGGAGGAGCUGCUCUAUUGUGAUGCUCACUGAACUGGAGGAGAGAGGACAGGAGAAGUGUGCUCAGUACUGGGCCACUGAUGGAGUGAUGGUGUGUGGUGAUAUGUCCAUUGAGAUGAAGAGAGAGGAGGAAUGUGAGAGUUACACUGUCCGAGAUCUGCUUGUCACCAACACCAGAGAGAAUAAAACCCGUGCUGUGCGUCAGUUCCACUUCCACGGCUGGCCUGAGGUUGGGAUCCCAGCCGACGGUAAAGGCAUGAUCAACAUCAUUGCUGCCGUGCAGAAACAACAGCAGCAGUCUGGAAACCACCCAAUCACAGUGCACUGCAGCGCCGGCGCAGGUCGUACGGGCACAUUUUGUGCUUUGAGCACGGUUCUGGAACGUGUGAAGGCAGAGGGCAUUCUAGACGUCUUUCAGACAGUGAAGAGCCUGCGACUGCAGAGACCACACAUGGUGCAGACACUGGAGCAGUAUGAAUUUUGCUACAAAGUUGUCCAGGAAUACAUCGAUGCCUUCUCCGACUAUGCCAACUUUAAGUAGGGACCCUACUGAGUGAGCGAUGUGCACAGAAUCUCUCUCACACACACACACACACACACACAGUGUUACACACGCAAGCUCAGCACUGGACUGACUGCAAUCGCAGAAAAGGGAACAAGGACAGAAGAGGAUGAGCAGGAUAGCAAUUUUUUCAGAAGAGGACAAAAAAACAUGCCUUCUUGAGUAUUUUGUAAUUUUGUGUAUUGUCUUGAUAUAUUUUUGCCAGUGUAAAUACACUUCCCCAACAUUUAUUUGUUUUUAGAUGCAAGUUUUAGUGUGAACUUUUUUUUUUCUUAAUGUAGUUUACAGGAAUAUGAAUAUAAACAUAGUUAUAUGACUCUAAAUUGGUUUUGAGAACAGCUGGACCCUCUUUCUUUCCCCCCACCUCCUUUUUUACCCUCUUUGUGGAGCUGGACACCCGACAACUCGAUCCUGUUUUGGCUCACUUACACAAGUAACACAACACAAGCUAUAUACGUUAUGUGCUUUCUUAAAAUCUCCAGAGCAUCGAGCAGGUUUAUUUUGGAGAAAGUUCUGUGAGUUGUUCCUCCUGAGCAAGCAGCAGUGUAUGGGAUCAGGUACUUUACAUCCCAGGUUCUCAUGGAGGACCAGAUCGAAACCAACACAUUAAUUAAGUCUGUCACUUCAGGAAAAACUUUCAAACUGCUUUUUAAACACUUCUUCAAUAUCUGAGCACUGUUUUCCUUCAGCACAAGCAAGUGUUAGUUGUUUCUGAUGAAUAUAUUUAGUCUGUGAGAGAGACUCACGUGAUUCUCCAAAAUGUUUGAACAGGUGCUUCUUUUCUUAGCAAGCCUUGAAGAUUGAAACAAUUUUGCUUUCACACAGUUAAAAGUGUUAUCAGAGAGAAUGUGGCUAUAAAAUAUUUUGACCUUCUAACUUCUCAGACCAAACCUUAUAAAUAAACAAUUAGCCCUGACUUGGUGUUCAGUCAGUGUUAGGUGUCUCCGAGUUGAACACAUUUUCAGAGACUUAGACAUUUCUCCUCAUGAGCAAGAGCACAAGCAAGUGAGGAUGAAGGAAAUAGAAAAAAAGAAAGAAAGUUGUUACUGAUUAGCAGGACUGAAUGUGAUGACAGGUCAUGGUUCUGUUCGUGUCCAUCUGUCUGGCCCUUCUUACUAUUUUAUCAUUAGCACUUGUGUGUGAAGCAGUCCUUUAACACUCCACUGAGCCAGUCGAAUGGAAAACUAGCAAGAACCUUUUUUAUUAUUAUUAUUUUAUUUUAUUUUUUUUAACACUAAUCACUUUGCUUGUUUACGUGGCUUUUGAGGUUGACCAAAGGAAUCUAAACUGUUGCCUAGUUACAGCAAAAUGGGUAUUGUUUCUUUUUGCAUUCCUUUUUGCAAGGGGUCAAAGGCCACUGUUGAGCAGCUGUGAAUAAACCAACACCCCAAACAUCUCAACCAACAAACGCACGUAAUUGUACCUCGACUAACAGAACACCUAUAGGUGAAUUAACAGUGUUCAGGAGUGUUGAUUUUCAGCUGGCUUCAGUCUGAUUAGCGCUGUGCAGGAACUCCAUAGACGUCUGAGUCAGAGCCUGCACACUGCUGAUGAGUAAGUGAACCCUGAGGAUGUCAGACUAAGUAAAUAAAUAAAACAAAAAGCAUGGUUUAAUGUAAAGGAACUCUGGCAAGUUCCUCUUCUACUAUAUAUAUAUAUAUAUAUAUAUAUAUAUAUAUAUAUAUAUAUAUAUAUAUAUAUAUAUAUAUAUAUAUAUAUAUAUAUGUAUAUAUAUAUGUAUGAGGUUAAUCUCUAUAGAGCUGUAGUGUGUGCGUGACCAAAACACCCAAAGCAAUUUCCCCUCACACAUCCUGUUGCAAUUACAUUACAAAAGACGCUGGAUUUAUUUUUUUUUAUCUUAAACACUGUGCCAAUACACACACUGAGUAAAUAAUCCCACCCAAACUUUUUGCCCCUUCUUAAACAGGCUCCGCCCCUUUAGUUCCACCUUCCUGUAGGUGUGGAUCACUGAGCAAGUGCCUAUAUAAUAACUCCACUGCUACAUGUGUGUGUGUUUGCUAUUUGCUGAAGUUCAGCUUUUACUGUUACUGUUUUGUUUUUUAACUUCUCAGUGGUGAAAUUUCAAACUUAACACCUCUUCAGGAAUAAUUCUUUUAAGCUGAUGUGUGUUAAAUAUCUUUUUGGUGUCGUGCUUUCAUCUGAGACCCCAAAUAAGAUCAGAUAAGAUUUAACAGUCGGCAGUUCACACCAUGAAACAAUACUGAUUUCCAAAUUCUAGCUACUUUUAGCUGGGCGUCCGGCAGCAUCUGUGAGAACUCACUGUGGAAUAUUCCAGUACUUUGAGAAAGCGGCAUCUUGUUCAUCUUCAAGUUCUGAAUGUUGCAUCAUUUUGUGGAAGAGGAGAAAACCUGCAGGAAGAGAAAUGUAUACAGAAAAAAACGAGAAUGAGAAAUCCCUCUAACACACUGUCUUUUCAUGUCCUUGCUAUUCACAUGUGAUGCUCUUCAUCUGUUCCUACACGUCUUCACCCCUCCACCCUUUUCUCCUUCCGCCUCUGUCGAUUGGGUCAUGUAUAUUUGACCCCUAUUUUAACUUGAGACAUUUUAUUUCCUCCUCCCCACUUUGUCUGUCAUUCUUUUCCUUUCCUCAUCCUAAAUGUUCCCAUCUGUACAUAACAUUAUUUAUAUUUCAUUCCUUGUUCACCGCCUGGCUUAUUUUAUUUUUUUUAUUCUUAUACACUUGUAUAAUAAACUGUACUGGGACCAUUUUUUUUUUGAAAGUAUUAGAAUUUUUGUCCAUUUUUUAAGUUUGGUAUUAUUAUAAUUGUCUUAAAAUCCUAUUUUUAAUUUGCAUCUGUUUUUAUAGUGUUAUUCAAAAUUCUGAAUGUGUAUAUAAUUAUAUAUAAAAUAAAUGAUAUAUAAUUAUAUAAUGUUAAUGGACGUUCUAAGCAAGGAACUGUUCCCGACUUAAUAAAAAUGCUUGAGAUUUUA
Molecule: messenger RNA, 5879 nt
Organism: Tachysurus fulvidraco (yellow catfish)
Lineage: Eukaryota; Metazoa; Chordata; Actinopteri; Siluriformes; Bagridae
Gene: ptpra
Product: protein tyrosine phosphatase receptor type A
Exons: 23
Coding region: 370-2907 (845 amino acids)
Biological process (GO): protein dephosphorylation
Molecular function (GO): protein tyrosine phosphatase activity
Source: RefSeq, a predicted model, not a curated record